UUCACACUUGGUGCCGACUGGCAGGACCCGCUUGCAGCAAAGGCACAACCAAUGACAUAUCUAGCGGCGCAUUUACCCGACACUUGUCCGACUGCAUUGCGAAACAUGGAACAGGGUCUUGGUUAGCUCCCCAAAAGCCUUAUGCCAGCGCGCUCCACCACUAACAGCGGCUGAUGGACGCUCCGUACCUACCCAUUACCUGCGAACCACGCGUGUCCAAGGUCGGGUCCAGCUUCAUGGCAACCUAGAACCAACUCAUCAAAGACACCAGUAGACACAUCGACACCCGAAGAAUGGCUUGAUUGUGUUGCCCGGGUCGUCAACGCUCGUCAACGUCACUGACCCUCUCCUUUAACCUCCUUCCCCCCCCCAAUCUUUUCGCUCGUCCAUCCUCUCACCGACCUCAACCUCCCGCUGAUCAUCCGCCUGCCAAGUCUCGCUGCCUCGGGCGGCGACACGACUCCUCCUACCGACGAUACGUUUUCGAACGAACACAGUCAACAUGGCUUCUUACGGUCACCACAUGCCCGCUGCGGCUCCACGAGCUGCUCAUCCUGCCACCUAUGGCGCUCCAAUGCCUGCCCCUGUGGCCACGGCGCCAGCUGGCACCUUCGCACCAGGCACAAAGAUCCAAGUCGGUGGUCAUAGGGUGGUGAUCCAGAAUUACCUGUCCGAGGGAGGCUUCGCCCAUGUCUACCUGGUAAAGCUCCCGAAAGCCGUCGACGGUACGGAUAUGGCUGUCCUCAAGAGGGUGGCUGUGCCCGAUAAGGAUGCUCUGCGAAGCAUGCGGACCGAGGUCGAGACCAUGAAGCGGCUGAAGGGCCAUCGUCCGAUCGUUACAUACAUCGAUUCCCAUGCAUCUGAGAUGCGAGGAGGAGGCUACGAAGUCUUCUUGCUCAUGGAAUACUGCAAUGGGGGCGGCCUGAUCGACUUUAUGAACACGCGCCUCCAGCACCGCCUGACCGAACCCGAAAUCCUCCACAUCUUCACCGACAUAGCGGAGGGAGUCGCUUGCAUGCACUACCUUAAGCCCCCACUGCUUCACCGCGACUUGAAAGUCGAAAACGUCUUGAUCCUCAGUCACGGUUCCCAGAAGCGUUUCAAACUCUGCGAUUUCGGAUCUGCUGCGACGCCCAAACCCGCACCACAGACGGUCGUCGAGUGCAGGCUCGUCGACGAGGACGUGCAAAAGCACACCACUAUGCAGUAUCGAAGUCCGGAGAUGAUUGAUGUCUAUCGGAAGCUGCCCAUCGAUGAGAAGUCCGACAUCUGGGCUUUAGGCGUUCUGCUAUACAAGUUAUGUUACUACACGACGCCGUUUGAGGACCAGGGGCAAUUGGCUAUCCUCAAUGCGAGCUUCAAAUACCCCAGUUAUCCUGUGUUCUCAGACCGGCUGAAAAAACUCAUUGCAUCAAUGCUGCGUGAGAAUCCACAGGCGCGGCCAAACAUUUACCAGGUUCUUCGCGAAGGAUGUGCCAUGCAGGGGCGUGAUGUCCCUAUUCAGGAUAUAUAUGCCGGAAAACAACGUGCAGAGCCACAGAGCCGGUCUUCGGUGACCGACAAGGCCCCGUCCAAGCCGGUGGUUGGCGCCGUUUUCUCCCCUCCUCCGCAACAGGAGCAGUCCAUUCCUGACAUCGUUCCCAUGAGGAGAGGACGAUUGCCGGCCGCUAGUCAACAAACCCAGCAGCAAGUUGCUCAACCCGGCCCAUCUCCCAUGCGGGUGACUGACGGAGAUCCUUUCGCGGCUCUGGAUGCACCGGCCGCAGCUGCUCCAUCGGCGGUUGCGGCGGGAGAUGUUGACGAAUUUGCGUCUCGCUUCCCACCUUUGGACCAGUUUUCCCUUCUUCACGAGCAAGGGUCCAAAUUCAACUUUGACUCGCAUGCUCCUGCUACGCAGCAACAGAAGGCCCCGGUUCCGCAACCGGCCGACAAACCUGUGCACCAGAUAUAUCCGGUGUCCCAGUCCCCGCCGAAGAACCCGGAGCCGGUGCGGCCCAGAACCGUUGCCCCGGCAGUCUCUGCUUCUUAUACACCACCGACGAUCAAAUCUCCUCCAGCCUCCGGGGUACUUGCCAAGACGGCAUCUGCACCUCCAAAGCCUACCGAGAUGAGCAGAGCACACGCCAUCAUCAACAAGAACCCCGAGUUGCAAGCGAUCUCAUCUCAAAGUCAGGCGCAGCACCAGUCUCAACCUCAGCCAUCUAGAUAUGUAUCGACCGGCACAAUGACGACUUCUCCGCCGCCGGAACAACAGCCUUCACAGCCAGUGCCAGUGUGGCGAGUCCCUACGUCGGAUCAUCACCGGUCGACCAGCCUUCCCCGCCAGCAAGACCAAACUGUGCUGUCUCGCCCAGGCGGAGAAGAGGGUCCGCUCCCUCGUAACCCUUCCUACCAGCUACGCCCGACCCAUGUCCGGCAUCCUUCAUCGUCGCGCCCGUCACUGGAAGGUGGGCGACCAAGCUUGGAGCUUCUCGAUUCAAGCACCCAGUCGAGAAGAUCCAUUGACGGUCGUCCCAGGCCCGUCAGCACCCAUCUCGAGUCCAACCUUGACUUUCUGCGUGAGAAAGAGAGCUCUUCGAGGCCUCUUCCUUCCCCCAGUCUCAUGUCUCCGAAGUUUCCCGACAGGGUACCAUCACCUGCAAUGGCGGAACCCGAGGAGGAAGCUCACAUUGAAUCCAAUGUUGAGUUCUUACGCAGCAUGGAGGAGUCGGAUUCGAAGAAGAGAGACUGGCAUUCGAAGCACGGCAAACGUGGAAGCCUCGGCUCGCUCUCUGGUACGAAGAACAUAUUUGCCGGGAAGUUUGGAGAUGCCUUCAAGCGGUUCGAGGGAAACCAAGCACCACCGCCUGGUCGGACUCCAUCGCCGCUCAAGCAGCUGGACCGCAGCUCGUUGACUCCCAUUGAGGGAUCGGAAGCCACUGAUGGCCGCACCGAUGAUGGUAAGGGACAUGAGGAGAUCGAAGACACACCCGCAAUGAGACGGGAACUCGAACGCCUCCGCUUAGAGGAGGAAGAGCGGCGGGUCGAGGCCGCCGCUGCAGAAUACCGCCAACGGUUCUCCAAUCAAGAUUCUGGCCCCGGUGGCUCUGCUCCUCUGCCGAAGAGCAUUGGUGGAGUGUCUCGGGCUGUCAGCAUCCAAAACAGAGUGCAAAACCUGUUGAGCGAGGGACAGAAGUCUUCGGCCCAGGUCCCGCGCACUGCGCAAGGAUACGGUGUCUACACAGACGCGGGUCCUGGCCCAAGCCGACUGGACAAGCAACUUCCCGACAUUCCUAGGAAGCCAGUCGGCGGCGUCAAGCCUCGGCCAAUGACGCCAUCCAGUUCGCAGGAUGUGCUGGUCAAUAAGGUGCGGCCAUCGGCAAGCGAGCCCUUGCCGAUAGCGGGGCGAUCUACACCCGGCCCCCGACCAGUGGCGCCCCGAAAGCCGAUGCACCUUAACAGCCUGCCGACCGGCGGUCGACCGGGUUCGCCGCCGAAGCAAACACAAGCUUCUGCUUACUCGUCCUCGGAGCACCUUGUCGGCGUUGGACUUCCCGGACGACCGGUGUUGGAGAUGUCGGCCAAGGAGAAAGACGACUACGUCCAGGACUUCUCGAAGCGGUUCCCUAGUUUGGGCUCCAUCGAGAUGGUGGAGCGAGACCUCGCGGCAGAGGCCGGCGAGCAGCGGACCAGCAGAUAAACCAACUUGCUGGCCACGACCAAUACCUGGUGAUGAGCCGCAUUCAGUCGAGGCGGUUUAGGUUAGAAUUGAAUGUAUGCAUUGGGCAAGCGAGCGUAGAAAUCGUCAAAUGUUUUGUGCGCAAGCGGCGCCGUGCCGAGUCGACGUCCUUUUCGAUAGAACACUUUUUGUACAUAUGCUUUUUGUAGACACAGUCGAAUCCAAAGUGGCCAAACCUGCAGUGCAGAAGUGUCGCGUCCGAGUGCGAAUUCAACCACAGGCUCUUUGUAGUUCAGCGGUCCACGCAGGGCACCAAUAAUGAUCGGAACGCUUAUGCGGGGUUAUUUUGGAUGUUCGCUUCUACGACCUCCUUGACUGUAGGCAGGUGACGGAGACUGCAACAUUGGUAUAUCUCUCUAGUAUGAUGAUUCGCCUUUUCUACAUAUCUUACUAUGGUUGUGACCCACUCCCUGAUCUGCCUCUCUUCCACAUCCCGCACGC
Molecule: messenger RNA, 4159 nt
Organism: Colletotrichum destructivum
Lineage: Eukaryota; Fungi; Ascomycota; Sordariomycetes; Glomerellales; Glomerellaceae
Product: Putative serine/threonine-protein kinase, active
Exons: 3
Coding region: 503-3679 (1058 amino acids)
Biological process (GO): actin cortical patch assembly; protein phosphorylation; actin filament organization
Cellular component (GO): cytoplasm
Molecular function (GO): ATP binding; protein serine/threonine kinase activity
Source: RefSeq, a predicted model, not a curated record